CUCUUUUAUUCUGCGGAUUGAUUUUGCCUUGCGAAUACAAAAUGAAAUUAGCGUUGACUCUUGCCUUCUGCUUUAUUGUGAAAGUUGCCAACGGUAACACCGUUCUUCAGAGUUCCUGCCAGUUGGACCUGGAAACAACUGUGUUAAAAAGUUUGGAACUAUUGAAAAACGCUCUUGGAAGAGGAGAGUGUCCACCAGCGUGCCCAGACGGCUGGCUGUAUAACCAGGGUUCAUGUUAUUUCUAUGCAAAUGAGGCGUUAGCUUAUGCAGACGCACAGAUUUUCUGUAAAGGAAGAGACAGUCACCUGGUCGAGAUAAAUGAUGAAGCAGUAAACACAUUUCUCAAAGACGUUGCUCGUCAAAUGAUUCCUCGACACUGGUGGAUUGGUCUGACGGACCAAGCGACCGAAGGUGAUUGGAACUGGAGCGAUGGCUCGGAGCCAACCUUUACUGAUUGGAUUGACAGACAGCCGGACGGUGCCGGAGAUUGUGGUCAUUUGCAUCACGUCGGUAUUAAUGACUAUAAGUGGAAUGACAACGCGUGUACAUAUGUAUUUUAUUUCAUUUGCGAAAAAUAGCUCACUUACUUUAUUGUCGUUUAAAACACAUUUUUUUACUGUGUGUUAACUUUCUUUUCACGUGUUUGAUUGUAUGUCUUGUGUUAAAAAAACUUGUUAUAGAGCAAACUCGUCAUCAAGGUAUGAAACAUCAGUUGUCGAUAUUUUCUUUUUUAUUAAUUUGGCAAGAUUAUUUUCCUCUUGGGAAAAGCUUUAAUGUCUUAACUGUUUCUAUUUGUUACCAUCGAUACACAAUUUUAAUGCAAUUUUAUUGAACAUUCCUAAAGCUACAGAAUAUGAAGACAGUUGUAUUUUGGGGAUUUUAGAUAUAAGAUAUUAAAUAGGUAAGAAAUAAAAACAAUUUACCAUGUUAUCAAUAAAAACAUCAAUAAUCGUG
Molecule: messenger RNA, 954 nt
Organism: Mya arenaria
Lineage: Eukaryota; Metazoa; Mollusca; Bivalvia; Myida; Myidae
Product: alpha-N-acetylgalactosamine-specific lectin-like
Exons: 5
Coding region: 42-578 (178 amino acids)
Source: RefSeq, a predicted model, not a curated record